CCUCAGGACUGAGGGCGUGGGCGUGUCCCCAUCGACCCCCGACAGCCCUGAUGAGGCGGGAGGGGCAAACAAGUUGGGAAUGGAAAGACGGGAAGGCCGGAGAGGGCUUCCAGGACUUGCUCUUGACCCGCAUCUAAGUCGUCUGUCUGCAGAAGGGGCUCUGGAAGCAGAGACACCUCACCUGAUAUUCUGAACUUCUCAAAGCGGGCUUUCAGAAACAGGUUUGCAGGGAAAGCCCUACGAGAGUUUCGGGGGGGUCUCAAUUGCUCAUCCUGCUCGGUCUGUGCUCACAGAAGCUGGCAAUGACUGCGUGCACCCUCCUAACCAGGGGGCUUCCUGACGUCGGGUUCUGCGCCCUUGCGCCGUGCGAUGGGUCCCCUCCAAGCCUCCCGCGGGUCCUGCCCUGGCCCGGACCUCUGCUGCUCCGGUUCCUGCUCCUGCUCCUCUUCCCGCCGCCCUCUGCCCUCUCCUCGGUGUUCAAAGUGGGGGUCCUGGGCCCCUGGGAUUGCGACCCCAUCUUUGCCAGUGCCCGCCCGGACCUGGCCGCGGCUCUGGCAGCCGCCCGCCUGAACCAUGACCUUGCUCGGGAAGGCGGCCCUCGUUUAGAGGUCGCGCUGCUGCCCGAGCCAUGCCGGACGCCGGGCUCCCUGGGGGCUGUGUCCUCCGCGCUAAGCCGCGUCUCCGGCCUGGUGGGACCGGUGAACCCUGCAGCCUGCCGGCCCGCGGAACUACUAGCGCAAGAGGCUGGGGUAGCGCUGGUGCCCUGGGGUUGCCCUGGGUCGCAGGCAGCGGGCACCACUGCCCCUGCCGUGACUCCCGCGGCGGAUGCUCUCUACGUUCUCCUUCGAGCUUUCCGCUGGGCGUGCGUGGCCCUGGUGACAGCCCCUCAGGACCUAUGGGUGGAGGCUGGACGCUCUCUGUCCAGUGCACUCAGGGCCCGGGGCCUGCCGGUCACGCUGGUGACCUCCAUUGAGCCCUCCGACCUGUCUGGAGCCCGGGAGGCCCUGAAGAGGGUCCGGGACGGGCCCAGGGUCAGAGUGGUGAUCAUGGUGAUGCACUCGGUGCUACUGGGUGGAGAGGAGCAGCGCUAUCUACUGGAAGCCGCAGAGGAGCUGGGCCUGGCUGAUGGCUCCCUGGUCUUCCUGCCCUUCGACACACUCCACUAUGCCUUGUCACCGGGCCCGGAAGCCUUGGCCCCACUGGCCAACAGCUCCCAGCUUCGCAGGGCCCACGAUGCUGUGCUCACCCUCACCCGCCACUGUCCUCCGGAAGGCAGUGUGCUGGACAGCCUGCGGAGAGCCCAAGAGCACCGGGAGUUGCCCUCUGACCUCAAUCUGCAGCAGGUCUCCCCCUUGUUUGGCACCAUAUACGACGCGGUCUUCUUGUUGGCAAGGGGCAUGGCGGGAGCGCGGGCAGCCGCCGGUGGGGGCUGGGUGUCUGGAGCAGCCGUAGCCAGGCACGUCGGGAAUGCCCCAGUCCCAGGGUUCUGUGGGACUCUAGGAGAAACCGAGGAGCCCUCCUACGUACUUCUGGACACGGACGCCUCUGGAAACCGACUGUUCACCACCUAUGUGCUGGACCCUGUCCGCGGCUCCCUGCGCUCUGCAGGGAUCCCAGUGCACUUCCCUCGUGGCGGCCCCGCUCCAGGGCCAGAUCCCUCGUGCUGGUUUGAGCCAAACGUCGUCUGCAGUGGAGGAGUGGAGCCAGCCCUGGUCUUUCUAGGCUUCCUGCUGGUGGUAGGAAUGGGGCUUGCAGGGAUCUUCCUGGCCCACUGUGUGAGGCACCGGCUCCUUCAUAUCCAAAUGGUUUCUGGCCCCAACAAGAUCAUCCUGUCUCUGGAGGACAUCACCUUCCUCCAUCCACAUGGGGGUAGCUCUCGAAAGAUGAUCCAGGGGAGUCGAUCCAGUCUGGCUGCCUUCAGCACGGCAGACAUUCGAAGCAUCCGCAGCCAGCCCUCAGACAGCACAAACAUUGGCCUCUAUGAGGGAGAUUGGGUUUGGCUAAAGAAAUUCCCAGGGGAUCAUCAUGUAGCCAUCCGCCCAGCAACUAAGACAGCCUUCUCCAAGCUCAGAGAGCUCCGGCAUGAGAACGUGGCCCUGUACCUAGGGCUCUUCCUGGCGGGAGCCGCAGACUGCCCUGCAGCCCCAGGGGAGGGCGUCCUGGCCGUGGUCUCAGAGCACUGUACCCGGGGCUCCCUCCACGACCUCCUCGCCCAGAGAGAAAUAAAGCUGGACUGGAUGUUCAAGUCCUCCCUCCUGCUGGACCUCAUCAAAGGAAUGAGGUACCUGCACCACCGCGGCGUGGCUCACGGGCGGCUUAAGUCGCGGAACUGCGUGGUAGACGGGAGGUUUGUGCUCAAGAUCACCGACCACGGCCACGGGAAACUGCUGGAGGCUCAGAGGGUGUUACCGCAGCCUCCCACGGCCGAGGAUCAAUUAUGGACAGCCCCAGAGCUGCUUCGGGACCCAGCCCUGGAGCGCCGGGGAACUAUGGCGGGUGACGUCUUCAGUCUGGGUAUCAUCAUGCAGGAGGUCGUGUGCCGCAGUCCCCCCUAUGCCAUGCUGGAGUUGACAGCAGAGGAGGUGGUGCAGAGGGUGCAGAGCCCCCCUCCGCUGUGUCGGCCCUCGGUAUCCAUGGACCAGGCACCUGUGGAGUGCAUCCAUCUGAUGACACAGUGCUGGGCAGAACAGCCAGAACUGAGGCCCUCCAUGGACCGCACCUUCGACCUGUUCAAGAGCAUCAACAAGGGACGGAAGACAAACAUCAUCGAUUCAAUGCUUCGGAUGCUGGAGCAGUACUCCAGUAACCUGGAGGACCUGAUCCGGGAACGCACGGAGGAGCUGGAGCUGGAAAAGCAGAAGACAGACCGGCUGCUCACGCAGAUGCUACCUCCAUCUGUGGCUGAGGCCCUGAAGAAGGGGACACCUGUGGAGCCAGAGUACUUUGAGGAGGUGACACUGUACUUCAGUGACAUUGUGGGAUUCACCACCAUCUCAGCCAUGAGUGAGCCCAUUGAGGUGGUGGACCUGCUCAACGACCUCUACACACUCUUUGAUGCCAUAAUCGGUUCCCACGAUGUCUAUAAGGUGGAGACAAUUGGGGAUGCCUAUAUGGUGGCCUCGGGGCUGCCCCAGAGGAAUGGGCAGCGGCAUGCGGCAGAGAUUUCCAACAUGUCGCUGGACAUCCUCAGUGCGGUGGGCUCUUUUCGAAUGCGCCAUAUGCCCGAUGUGCCAGUACGCAUACGCAUCGGCCUGCAUUCAGGCCCGUGCGUGGCGGGCGUGGUGGGUCUCACCAUGCCGCGGUACUGCCUCUUUGGGGACACCGUCAACACUGCCUCGCGCAUGGAGUCCACCGGGCUGCCUUACCGCAUCCACGUGAACAUGAGCACGGUGCGGAUUCUCCGCUCUCUGAACCAGGGCUUCCAGAUGGAGCUGCGAGGCCGUACUGAGCUGAAGGGCAAGGGCGCUGAGGACACGUACUGGCUGGUGGGCAAAAUCGGCUUUAACAAGCCUAUCCCCAAACCUCCGGACCUGCAACCGGGGGCCAGCAACCAUGGCAUCAGCCUGCAGGAGAUACCCGCUGAGCGGCGCCAGAAGCUGGAGAAGGCGAGGCCUGGCCAGUUCUCCUAGAAGUGAGGCCUUGCCAGGACAGGUGCAAGCUCUUCCCUCAGUCUCCAGGACCACACACUUAUGUGAGAUACUUCCUAGGAGACAGGUGCCUCUUUGCUAGCCUAAAGGUCUAGCACCGUCUGAAGAAAGUCCCACCUAAGCCAGGUGUCCUAAUCCAUCUCUGAUUUAGUAAGCCCAGGCUGGUUCCUUGGAUUUACCCUGGGAGGAAAGCAUUUGCUACAGGGAUACUGGUUCAGUAGGUCUGCACUAGUCCAGGAAUCCAGGUUUAGGGAAUACUGUAAUUGUGACCAUGUGUCACUUCUCUGACCCUACCCUUCACAAACAGCACAUACCAGGCCUCCCUAGGACACUUGGCCAUGUAUUGCACAAGAGACAGAACUCUAGGGGGCAACAUUGGCCAGAGGACAGUGUGAAAGUUAUCCCUGGAGUUCUGUUAAAGCAGAGACCUGCUCACUGCCCUCCUUGGAAAACUUCUGACCAUGACGGUCCCCUUCCUAGGUGAGUCCCCAUGACCCUUUUUCUCCCUCUGAGACAUUCAUCUUUCCCUCAGGAUUAUUCUGGAAGAUGUUUUUCCUGGAAGUUGCUGCUAUAGGUGACCUAAAGUCUGACUAAGAACUGGCUUCUGUCCAGCUCUGCCUCCAAGGAUUCUGAGCCUUUACAAGAGCCAGCUGCAAACCAGCCUUGGAAAAGUCUCAUGCACUCUCCAAGCUCGGAUUCCACCCAAUGGUGGAAUGAAGGGAGGCCUAAGUGAUUUUCAGCACCCCCGUGGCCCUGAUAGUUGGGCUUUAGAAUGGCUGGCCUUGGGAUAUUGGACACUGUGGCAUGUGGCCCCCAGCCCAAAUGAUCCUGAGCCCAUCAGGAGAUUAUGGGUGGGGCAUUCCCCAUUUUCCAGAGCCCCUCUAGGCUCCAGGAAGGAGGAUCCAUAGUUGGAUGCCCUGGAGUGGAGGCAUUGUGUGUUGUGUCCAGGCUUGGGUUGUUGUGUGGUGUGGGGAGGUCAUGGCUUCUGUUUAGCCUCAAGCCUCAUUUUCAUUUUCAUUGCUCCCUUUUCAGAAACUGGUUCCUUAUCCAGUGGGCAAAACCAAGUCACUUACCCAAGUGCAGAGGAACGUUUACUUCAAUGCUUUGGGGAAAGAAAAUUAAACUGCACCAAACUUUUACUAACCAGAAAACCUGAGGAAUAGUCAUAUUCUCUGUUUUUUUGUUUUGUUUUGUUUUGUUUUGUAUCAGGGAUUGAACCCAGGGGCAUUUAACCAGUGAGCCUCAUCCCCAGCCCCUUCUUUUUUAUUCUUUGAGAUAGGGUCUCACUAAGUUUGCUUAGGGCCUCCCUAAGUUGCUGAGGUUGGCUUUGAACUUGCCUCAGCCUCCCCAGGUGCUACAAUUACAGGCCUGCACCACCAUCAUAUUCUGUUUAACUGGGUGCUACUGAAAAGCCAGUUGGACAGAAAAUUCCUUCUGCUUAGAUCUUCGUUACAAAUGUCAAUGCUCAGUCUUGGCAAGUCCCUAGCUGAAAUUUCCUCUGGUGUUCCAGAGCCUAGGCUUUGGCAUGUUUGACUCUUGGUGUCAUUUGCUGUUGCCACACACCCUGGAAGAAAUUAGCAGCAGCUGCAACCACCCAUAGGUAGACAGCAUGCAUCCCUUGGAGGUGUGCAAUCAGAACAGGAGAUGUUAGUAAACAAGGAUGUGGCAGUCAGAGGGAAUUCCUAGGUGGAAAGAUGAACCAAGUCCUUACUGGGAAAAUAUUGGCUGGUGGGCCAGCAGCAUCAGCAUCACCUGGGAGUUUGUUAAAAUGUAGAAAUUUUGGUCCCAAAUCUACUGAAUCAGAAUCUGCAUUUUAAUAAGAUCCCUCAAAAUAUUUUAGGCACACUAAAAUUUAUGAAGCAUAACAGCAGUCAAUGAUUGUAGGAUUCCUUAACUCGUAGAAUCUUCAAGAUUUCAUUAAAAAUGAGGCUAGAAACGAGCUAGUAGAAUUGCUUUGACUGACUUAUGGGGUAUUUUUGUUUUGAGUUAACACUUAAAAAUCAAAUUUAAAUCACUUUGUUGGGGAUGGGGAUCCUGCUACCUUACUCAUUCUGGCCUCAAACUCAAGGUCCUUCUGUCUCAGUCUUCCCAGUAUCUGGGAUUCCAGGUAUAGGACACUGUGCCCAGCUAUACCAAAUCAGUAUUUUAAAAAUAUAAAGCCAGAUGUGGUGGUGCAUGUCUGUAAUCCGGUGACUUGGGAGGCUGAGGCAGAGGAUCACCAGUUCAAGGCCAACCUCAGCAGUGCAACUUAGAUGCUGUCUCAAAAAUAAAUAAAUAAGGUCUAGAGGUGUAGCUCAAUAGGAGAGUGUCCCUGGGUUAAAAUACCCAGUACAAAAAAACAAACAAAAAAAGUAUACAGUCAUUCUUUGAUAUCCACAGGGGAUUGGUUCCACGACUCCCAUUACCAAAAUCCUCGGAUGCUCAAAUCCCUUACAUAAUAUGAUAUAGUAUUUUCAUAGAACCUAUGAAUAUUCUGUAUACUUUAAGUCAUCUCUAGAUUACUUAUAAUAUUCAAUACAAUGUAAAUGCUCUGUAAAUACUUGAUUUACUGUAUUGUUUAAGAAAUAAACAAGACAAGAAAAAGUC
This is a messenger RNA of Marmota monax (woodchuck), 6233 nucleotides long. RefSeq names its product guanylate cyclase 2D, retinal (gene Gucy2d). Lineage: Eukaryota; Metazoa; Chordata; Mammalia; Rodentia; Sciuridae. The coding region runs from base 303 to 3629 and encodes 1108 amino acids. Gene Ontology annotation, molecular function: ATP binding; peptide receptor activity; guanylate cyclase activity. The transcript has 18 exons. The record is from RefSeq and is a predicted model, not a curated record. Gene Ontology annotation, biological process: intracellular signal transduction; receptor guanylyl cyclase signaling pathway; cGMP biosynthetic process.